AUGACAAUACCUGCACUAUCCGAACAAUUGGAACAGCCAAAAUGGAGGGCGUCAGAGACGGCGAUUCCGAAAUUGGGGUGAGCAGCCUCCGCCCCAAUAACGAAGGUCGCAACACACGAUUAGGCGUCCAAUAUCGACAGUCAUUGUAUUCGUUCAUCUGGUGGCCAUGUUGCCUUCUGUCGUUCUUCUUCUAGUCCUGGUAGCCCAUGCCAACGCCAUCGGCGAAAAUGCGGUGAGUCUUGCGUCAUCCUUGCGUCCGAUCCAGGCCGACACAACUUUUAUCUCUAUUGCGCGAGGACGAGAUCUCGCCAGCCGCCAAGGUUGUCCGACCAGCUGUCCUGGAUUUAGACGUUUGGAGAUUUGAAAGUUUCUUGCGCGAUCAGAUUGCAUAAAAACUGUUGUUCGGAGUCUGGAAGGAAGUUUUCAGAAGAUACAUAAAAUAUAAGAAAGAUAAAUAGAACUCUUACAGAAACUUUUUCAUCGUGAAUUUGGUUAGAAAAAAGCUGACACCGAUUGUAUCUUCUCCGUUUUUUUCAGACAAUGAAGUCAUUGGAUUGGCGUAUUUAAUCUCUGUUUUUGUAAGAGCAAAAAUUAUCGGAAAAAGCAUGUGCUUUUCGAAUUUUCAAAUCUGUUAACUUGUAUGAAAAAUUACAAAUUCAUAAAAAAAGUUGUGUGACAUUUAUUCAUUAUUUUCUUUUCUGAAAUGUUUUCGCUCAAAAAAAAGCCACUAGUCAUUGUUCCCCAUUUUAUUUGAGAAAUUAUGAAAGCAGUGAAGAUCCCGUGCAUCACUUCACUAAAAAAAACAAAAGUUGUGAAGCUGAUGAAAAAAAGUUUGAAAAAUUUUUUUAGGGACUAUUUUGAAGUCAUUUUUUUACGAUUUACAAAAAAACUGAGUUCUCUUGAAGUUUUUGGGGAUUUGUCUGAUGCCCUAAGAAAAGUUUUGAAGUUCUUAUUUGUUCAGCAUCGCUAACAUUUCUGAAACACCUAACCCUCAGCUUUCAAAUUAAUCAAGGAAAACGUCCUUGCAAUAAAAUGAUCUUUCGAAAAAUAAUGCAUUGAAAAAAUUUGAAAAAAAUUGGGCGCAAAAAGCCCUGAACUUUCUAAUCAUAACUGAUAAAUAUCUACAUAAAACCAUGCAUUUGCAUUUUUUUCGCUUGAAAUAGUGAAAAAAGUUGUUCAUAAAAAAAUAUAUUGUUUUUGUUCCCGUUCAUGAGAGAAAAACGGAAAUUGUCUGACCAUUGGUUAUAAAUGACAGAUCCUCAAAAGUUCAGAUGGACCUCAAUACGAUUACUGGUAUCAUUGGCGGGAUCGGAAAGAUGUUGGACAGCAAAAUUGAAACGAUCAAUAUCCCAGCUGAAAUGAUUAUGGGAAAAUGGUUCCAGGUUUUAUUUUCCGAACUGAAAAAUCCUCAACAUUUUUUUCAGAUGUAUAAAGCUGCGAUGAACUUCGACAUCGUCCGAACUCAAAUGUAUUGUCCUGUCGCUUACUGUAAGUUGUUUUUUUUUUUUGAAGCGCGAUGCAGGGAAAAAUCUGGAAUAAUUGCUGAAAAACAUCCGUGAGCUUUUCAGUUAACCCAAAUCCGAUAAUGGGAGAAGAAGGUUUCUCGAUGGAAGAAGCUUAUCGAGUGGUCUCCAAGACUGGUCCUAUUGAGACCUACAAACGCGAUAUGAACAAGGUUGAAAUUGACUUUUGAAGGAAUUUUGAAAUGAUCUGAUGUUUGAAGGUCGGACCUGGUCAGUACUGGAUGUACACUGAGGAAUACUUCUACCCAAGACAGUGUAAGAUUUUUCAUCUAGAAGUUAUAAUUCAAAGCUGAUCUCCUGUUUCAGUCUACGUCAUCGGUGCUGGACCAUCUUUCGAUAACGAAACCUUGAAAGCCGAAGAGCCUAUCCAGUAUUUGAUUGUGUCCGACGCCAACCGACUUUCUCUCAUGGUUUACGCCCGUGACCCACUUGUCUUUUUCCAGGUGAUUCUUUAAUCACUCAAUCUGACCCAAAUAAAAAUUGAAGGCUAGGUCAAGGAUCUUCCAAUAACCUUGAUCGGUUUGAUUUUUCUUUUGCAGAAGUACAACAAGCCAGUUGUCGACUUCAUGCAAAAACACGGAUUUGGCGGAAACGUUUUCUGGAACAGUCCCAAGCCAAUUUACCAAGGUCCUGACUGUGAAUGGCCAUCAGAGAAGGAAGUCUUCACUCGGCGGUUUGAAAAAAAUUCUUCAUAUCUUUGAAGUCAAGAUUUUUCUAGGGUCCUCAAGAACCAAGAAAUGGCCCAGAGAAGCAAGAACGGUACCGACGAACCAGUACUUUCCGGUAUGCCGCUGGCCGACAUGAUCCGUGACCCAAAAAGAACGCUCGAAAGGCUCGUCGGUCCAAAAGCCCUCGCACAGGCCGCUCCGACACCCCUCCAAGGCCAAUGA
Messenger RNA from Caenorhabditis auriculariae, 2413 nucleotides. Lineage: Eukaryota; Metazoa; Nematoda; Chromadorea; Rhabditida; Rhabditidae. The record is from the annotation of a GenBank genome assembly.